Molecule: messenger RNA, 8400 nt
Organism: Rotaria sp. Silwood2
Lineage: Eukaryota; Metazoa; Rotifera; Eurotatoria; Philodinida; Philodinidae
Source: the annotation of a GenBank genome assembly
AUGGAGUCAAAUCUGACGUCAAGUUUCCUUAAAAUUGGUGAUACAGUAGCUUUAUAUGCCGAAGGAACUGUUUGUGGAUUUAUUAGUACUCUCGGUCUUGUUGAUGAUCGAUGUGUUGUACAACCUGAUUCCGGUGAUUUACAGAAACCACCAAAAAAAUUUCGAGAUUGUCUAUUUCGUAUUUGUCCAAGUCAUCGAUAUAGUGCUCAAACUCAAUAUUGGAAUGCAUUAAAAAGUUCAAGUAAUGCUAGAGAUUUAAAAAAAUUACAACUUGCUGCCGAUACAGAAAAACGUCAAAAUGAAGAAGAAAGUCGAAAACAAACUGGCACUAUUAUAAAAUAUGGCGAUACUGUUGCACAGUUAUUACAUAUAAAAAGCAAUAAAUAUUUAACUGUGAAUAAACGUUUACCAGCAUUUUUGGAAAAAAAUGCUAUGCGUGUUUCCCUCGAUAAUAGUGGUACUGAAGGUUCAUGGUUUCAAAUUGAACCUUAUUAUAAAUUACGAGCAAAAGGCGAACGUGUUGUAGUAGGUGAUAAAGUUGUACUUAUGCCAUAUAGUGGUGGACAACCAUUACAUGUUAGUGAAUUGGAACUACCAGAUCAUCCUGGCUCCAAAGAAGUUAAUUCUCAUCUUCAAACAAGUUGGAAAAUUGUUUUAUUUAUGUCAUGUCGUGAGGCAACAAACGAAGUACUUAAAAGUGGUGAUAUUGUUCGUUUAUUUCAUGCUGAACAAGAAAAAUUUUUAACAUGUGAUAAUUAUCGAAAAAAAAGUGUUGUCUUUCUACGUGCUACUGGUCGUGUAUCAGCAACAGCAGCAACAUCAUCAAAUGCAUUAUGGGAAAUAGAAGUUGUACAACAAGAUCCAUGUCGUGGUGGUAUUGGACAAUGGAGUUCAUUAUUUCGUUUUAAACAUUUAGCUACAGGACAAUAUCUUGCAGCUGAAGUUGAUAAUGAUCAAACAUUUGAUGCAACGCGACAAAAGCUACGUGGUCCACCAGGUACACCUGUUUUUGCUCUUGUGCCUAUUCCACAUGGUUAUGAUAUAUCAUCGAUAUUUGAACUUGAUCCAACAACAAUAACACGUAAUGAAGAAGCUGUACCAUGGGGUUCAUAUGUACGUUUACAACACAUAUGUACAAGCACAUGGGUACAUUCAACAAAUAUUAAAUUAGAUCCUGAUGAUGAUAAUGUACGUUUUAAAAUUGGUUGUGCAUUAACAAAAGAAGAUCGUGAAGCAUUUCAAAUAGUACACGUUUCACCAGAUGAAGUACGAGAUUUAGAUUUUGCUAAUGAUGCGGCACAACAUUUUGAUAUGACAGUGUCAAAAUGGGAAAAAGUUGGAGCUAUGAAUGUACAUGCUAAUGAUAGAAAGCAAGUAAUAAUGCUCUUAACAGAUAUUGUAUACUUUCUUGCUUGUCAAGAAAAUAAUGGUACUGAUCCAUUUGAAAUACAAAUUUUAAAACCAAAUCGUGAAAGACAAAAAUUAAUACGUGAACAGAAUAUACUAAAACAAUUAUUUCGUAUUCUUCGAGUAUUAAAACCACGUUUAGAGCAAGAACGUUCAAAUGUAAGUUCAACAAAUACUUCAGCAACACGUUCAGAUUAUCAUUAUCAUCAAUAUCAAAGUUCAGCAAUAGUAAAUAGUGAUUCACCUAUGUCAUCACAACAACAAGAUGCUGAUGUACGUUAUUCAACAGCAUUUUAUCAAAUAAAAACAAUAUGUCGUCUUUGUUAUCGUACACUUAAACAUUGUCAACAAGAAUAUAGAAAAAAUCAAGAAACAAUUGCAAAAGAAUUUUCUUUCAUGCAAUCUCAAAUUGGUUAUGAUAUUCUAGCUGAAGAUACAAUAACAGCUUUAUUACAUAACAACAAAAAAUUAUUAGAAAAACAUAUUACUGAAAAAGAAAUCGAUACAUUUGUUAAAUUAUUAAGAGAAAAACGAGAUUGCAAAUUUCUUGAAUAUUUAUCAGAUUUAUGUGUUUCAAGUAAUCAAGCUAUAGCAAGAACACAAGAAAUGAUAUGUAAAUCUGUAUUAGAAAAAAAUUCUGAUAUUUUAAUACGAACAAAACUUGAAACAAAAGGAUGUGUUGAAGAUAUGAUAUUAGAUGAUAGUAUGAGUCCCCCAAUGGGUUUUUCAAAUCAAAAUAUUUUACGUGAAGUUAUAUUAACAUGGGAUGGAAAAUCUGAAUCAAUUGAAUUUAUGGCCGGUGUUGUACGAGAUCAACCAGCACAUCUACGACGAGAAGAAUUUCGAACUAUUUUAGAAUAUUAUAGAUAUCAACUCAAUUUAUUUUCUCAUAUGUGUUUUGAUCGACAAUAUUUAGCUAUUGAUAAUUUAUCAUUAGAAUUAUCAAUUGAACUUAUAUUAGCAUGUACAAAAAGUGAAAAUCUUCCAGCUGAUUUACGUGCAGCAUUUUGUCGUUUAAUGAUUCAUAUGCAUGUUAAUCGUGAUCCACAAGAAGAAGUAACACGUAUUAAAUAUGCACGAUUAUGGAAUCAAGUUAAAUCAGCUAUUUCAUUAAAUGAUUAUGAUCAAACAAUAAGCGGUUCACUUGAACUAACAGAAAAAAAUGAAAGUCAGCCCAAAUUUGAAGCAACUAUGAAAUUUGUUGAAGAUUAUCUUAAAACUGUUGUUGAACAACCAAAUUCAUUUUCUGAUAGAGAACAAAAUAAAUUAACACAUGAAGUUGUAAAUUUAGCUCGUCGUUUAAUAUUUUUUGGUUUUUAUAGUUUCGAAGAUUUACUUAAAUUAACUCAAACAUUACUUGGAAUUCUUGAUACAAGUAAAGUUGUAUCAUCACAUAUUCGUCUUACAAAUCCUGAACAAGUUACAACAAUCGUAGCGAAUUCGAAAACAUCAAAAUAUGAUCAUAUGCUUUCGACAACUAAUGCAUAUAAUGUUAAUGAUGUUGUAACUGAACAACAAACAGAUAUACUUGAUAAUUUAGCUUAUGAAACUAAAAUGAAUGUUAUUGCUAUUCUUGAAUUUAUUCUUGAUAUUCGUCUUGAUUUUCGUAUUUCACGUCUUAUAUCAAUAUUUAAACAAAAAUAUAAUCGUCUUGAACCAUCAGUUAAUUCAAUUGGUACAGAUUUGCAAGCUUCGGAUAUUGAAUGUAUAUUUGAUUCUAAUUUAACACCAAUAAAUGAACCAAAUCUUGAUUUGGAUGAUACAAAAGGAAAAACAUUUCUUAAAGUUUUAAUUAAUUUAAUCAUGCAUGAUUAUCAACCAUUAGUAUCACGUGCAUUAUCAUUAUUAUUUCGUCAUUUUAAUCAACGUAAAGAAACAUUACAACAUUUAAAUCAAGUACAAUUACUUGUUAGUGAAACCGAUAUUAAAAAUUAUAAACAAAUUAAAUUAGAUCUUGAUCAAUUAAGAUUAUUUGUUGAAAAAUCUGAAUUAUGGGUUUAUAAAAAAGGAAAAGAUGGAAUAUUAACGUCAUCUAUUGGAAAUGAAAUGAAUAUUGAUCAUGAUGAUAGAAAAGAUGAUGAAUUUGAAAUUAAGAAAUUAGCUACAUCAUCCGGUUUCAACGAUACCGAAUUCGAUAUAACUGGUCCAAAUAUCAGUGAAGAAUCUGCAUAUCGAUAUACAUCAAUAUUUCAGAUUCUUCGUCGAAUGAUGAAAUUAUGUGUUGUUGAGGGUGUUGAUGGAAAUUUAUAUGCUCGAGAAAAUGAACAACGUUUAUUAAGAAAUAUGGAUGUGCAUGUUGUUGUACUUGAUUUAUUAAGAAUUCCAUAUGAUAAAGCUGAAGAUACUCGAAUGAAUCAUAUUAUGAAAUUAGCACAUAAUCUUUUACAAUAUUUUUGUUAUAAUAAUCCAACAAAUCAAGCAAAAUUAUAUGAAUUAUAUUUUAAUGAUUAUCAACAAAUAUCUGAAGAACAAGAAGUUGAAACAUGUUGUUAUAUAUUUAUGAAUAAUGUUCAAAUGUGUAAAACAAUAACUGAAAAACAUGUCCAACAUUUUGUUCAUUUAAUUGAAUUACAUGGUAGAAAAGUAUUAUACAUCAAAUUUUUACAAACAAUUGUUAAAGCUGAAAAUCAAUAUAUUAAAAAUUGUCAGGAUAUUGUUAUGUCAGAAUUGGUUAGUUCCGAUGAAGUAUUAAUGUUUUAUGAAAAAGGAAAUUUAUCAGAUCUUGUUGAACGUAUGCAAUCCGAAAAUGAACGUUCAGAUCCAAAUUCAUUAUUAAAUUAUCACAUACAACUUGUUCAUUUAUUAGCAAUGUGUACUGAAGGAAAAAAUGCAUCAACAGAAAUAAAAUGUCAUUCAUUAAUUGGUUUAGAUGAUAUUGUUUUAAUUGUUACACAUCCAGAUUGUACACCUGAAGUUAAAACUGCAUAUAUUACAUUUUUAACUCAUUGUUAUAUUGAUACAGAAGUUGAAAUGAAGGAAAUUUAUAAUAGUCAACAUAUUUAUACUUUAAUUGAAAAUUCAUUUUGUAUAGAUAUUGAAAAACUCAUAACCAAAACAUCUGAACGUCGUAAUUUAGAAAAAUAUAUAUUAGAUACUGUAACUGAUUUAAUUAAUCAAUUUUUCAAUUCACCAUUUUUUGAACAAUCAUCAGCACCACAGCAUCGCAAUACAACACUUAUAUCAUUAUAUAGUCAUCUAGCUCGAUUAAUAAGUGUACCAUGGUUAACAACAUCUGAACGUGAACGUGUAGAUAGAUGUAUUCAUAUUUUAUCAUUAAUUGCUGAUCGUCGUGGUCUUAGUCAUUUUUUACGUUCAAAUAGUACAUCAAGUGAAAUGUCAACUCGUUCACGACGUACAAGUCGUAGUGCAACAUCUGAACGAGUACAUAGUGUCGAUGCGGCAUAUAGUGCAGCACAAAGACAUGAUCAUUUAGAAGAUGUAGAACAUAAACGUGUUAUUGAUAAUUUUGUGGAUUUUCUUUCUCAAGUUAGUGUUAGACUUAAUCCACUUAUUCAAGCUGAAGUUAGCGUACUGGUAGAUGUUAUUCGAGCACCACAUGCACUCUUUUCUGAAACACAUGAAUCUCGUUUGAAAUUUCUCGGUGGAACAUUUGUACACAAACUAAUAAAUCAUACAACAAUGAUGUUAAUAAAAUAUCAUGAAAAACAAUUGAGUUUUCAUGUACUCAAUCUCUUAACCGAUUAUGCUCGUACAAUGCAGCAUAAACAGAUUCUUCAUUGGGAAUCUAAUCAUGAGGGACAAAAUUUAAGAUUAAAAUUACUUCGAAGAUAUUUUUCUGAUGAUAAACAAUAUUUAAAAUCACUUCAUCAACCAUUAAAAGAAGAAGAUGCUAUUGAAAGAUUAAGAAUAACACAAAAUGAAUUAAAUACCCAAGGAGCCAGUGAUCUUGUUGUAGAAUUAUUUAUGAGUGAAUCACCAAUAAAUAUACUUGAAGAAAGUGUUAAUUUAGCUAUAGCAUUAUUAGAAGGUGGAAAUACAGAAGUUCAGACAAGUAUUUGUCGUCAUUUACAUGGAUGUGAGACAGCAUCGGAAAAAUUUUUUCAAGUUUUUUACGAUAAAAUGUGUAUUGCUCAAAAAACAUUAAAAAGCAUGCCAUCAACAACACCUGAUUUAGAACAACGAAAUGAUGAGUUUGAUGAUGUAGUAUUUACACCAAGAUCUGGUUUAAUAUCACCUAUAUUCAGUCCAUCAGUUAUUGAUCGACAAACAUCCGUUGCUGUUGAUCAACAAUCAUCAAUGAUUCCAAUAACAGAUAAUGAUUUUAAUUUUGACCAACAGUCAACUAUUAUUUCAACUGUUAAUUCAUCAGAAGAAGGUCAGCGGAAUUUUUUUAAUUUAUAUAUUAUGAAAUCAAUUGAAAUUUUCAUUGGUUUAGAUAUUGUUUCAAUUCCUCAAUCACAAGAACAACCACAAGCAUUAGUUGUAAUAUCAACUACUUAUCAAGAGCCAGCUGCAUUAGAAAAUACAAAAAAUUCACCAACAUCAUCAUUUGAUAGUUUUGAUUAUCCCUCUCAAGGUCGUCGUUAUAAACUUCCAUUUGAAAUUCGUAUAAUGCAACCAAUAUUACGUUUUCUACAGUUACUCUGUGAAAAUCAUAAUCCUGAAUUUCAGAAUUAUCUUCGAUUACAAGAUCAUAAUAAAACAAAUUAUAAUCUUGUUUGUGAAACGUUAAAAUUUCUUGAUGCUAUUUGUGGUUCACAAACUGGUUUACUUGGUUUAUUAGGAAAUUAUAUCAAUGAAGAUAAUGUUGAAUUAAUCAAUCAAGCAUUAAAUACAUUGACUGAAUAUUGUCAAGGACCAUGUCGAGAUAAUCAAGAUGCUAUUGUUAAUCAUGAAUCCAAUGGUAUUGAUAUAAUCAUUGCUAUUGUUUUAAAUGAUAUAACACCUUUAAAUCAAAAAAAUUAUGAUCUUGUACUUGAAUUAAAAGAUAAUGCAUCAAAAUUACUUUUAGCUGUGAUGGAAAGUCGAGAUGAUAGUACAAAUGCAGAACGUAUUCUUCGAAAUAUUGUACCUAUUUCACAAUUACUUGAUGUUGGUUGUGAAAUUUAUGCUCGUGGUAAACAACAAGAAAUAGAAGAAAAAAAUACACAAGAAAGUGAAAAUGAUGAACUAUUACAUGACGAAGAAGCGAAUGAAAGCUCCGAUAAUGUUGCUCAAACAGUUGGUCAUAAUAUAUAUAUUCUUGCAUAUCAGCUUGCUCGUCAUAAUCGUGAACUUGAAGUUUUAAUGAAACAUCGAACAUUAAAUGAUGAAGCAUUAUCAUAUUACCAUAAACAUACAGCUGAAAUUGAAAUUAUUCGACAUGAUCGAUCUAUUGAACCAAUUGUCUUUCCUGUCCCACAAUUAUGUGAAUUUUUAACCGUUGAAAAAAAACAAAAAGUCUUUCUAACAUGUGAACAAGAUGAACAAGGUUCAAAAGUAAAAGAUUUUUUUGAAAAAUUUCCUGAAAUAUUCGAAGAAAUGAAAUGGCAAAGAAAAUUACGUCAUCAACCAACACUAUAUUGGUUUUCAUCACAUAUGUCGUUAUGGAGUGAUAUAUCAUUUAAUUUUGCUGUCCUAAUUAAUAUUCUCGUUGCUGUUUUUUAUCCAUUUAACAAAGGUCUUAAAGAUCUUGAUCCUCGUGCAUCAGCAGCUAUAUGGAGUGCAUUAUUUAUUACAUUAAUUGCUAUUUUAAUAAAACCAAAUGUAACAUCAAUGCGUAUGUUUUUUGUUGCUGGAAUUUUACGUUCAAUUUAUUCAGUGGGUCUUGGACCAACUUUAUGGUUAAUGGGUGCAAUACAAGUUUUAAAUAAAGGUGUAUUUUUAGUUAGUUUCAUGGGUAAUAAUGGAACAUUUUCAAAAUCAAGAUAUGAAAAUUUAACGAAUUUUGAACUUGUUUAUCAUGUCGGAUAUUUAUUGCUUUGUGUGUUUGGUCUUUGUCUUCAUGAAUUCUUCUAUAGCUUAUUGUUACUCGAUGUUGUCUAUCGUGAAGAUACUCUAUGGAAUGUAAUUCAAUGUGUUGUACGCAAUGCUAAAUCAGUUAUAUUAACAGCUGUAUUUGCUGUUAUAAUUAUAUACUUAUUUGCUAUAUGUGGUUAUUUAUUUAUCCAAGAUGAUUUUCUUAUGCCUGUCAAUACGAAACCACUUGCAAUCGGUCAUGAAAAUGAUACGAAUGUUUUAACUACAACCAUUCCAAGCAUUAUUGAUAAUGGAUAUUGUACUAAAGAUAAUUGUACCAAUGAUACAUUAGCCAGUCAUAUUCGUCAAGCUACUCAAGCAUCAACAGUAUUGCCAGAAGAAGCAGUAGAUGAAGAAGUUGAACGGUCUUGUGACACGUUAUUUAUGUGUAUUGUAACAACACUUAAUAAAGGUUUAAGAAAUGGUGGUGGUAUUGGAGAUGUUUUAAGGCAGCCGUCUAGUCAAGAGCCACUAUACUUCUUCCGUGUUAUUUAUGACAUGAUGUUCUUCUUCAUUGUUAUAAUUAUAACUUUAAAUCUAAUUUUUGGUGUUAUUAUUGAUAAUUUUGCUGAUUUACGUACGGAAAAACAACGAAAUGAUGAAAUUCUUCGUAAUACCUGUUUUAUUUGUGGACUUGAUCGUAAAUCAUUUGAUAAUAAACAUGUUACAUUUGAAGAUCAUAUUCGUAAAGUUCAUAAUAUGUGGAAUUAUGUCUAUUUUAUGGUAUUAAUUAAUGUUAAAGAUCCAACAGAAUAUACUGGACCAGAAAGUUAUGUUCAUGAAAUGAUUGAACAACGAAAUCUUGACUGGUUUCCACGAAUGCGUACAAGUAGUUUAGACAUUCAAGAAGAUAAAUUUAAAGAAGAUCAAGAUAGUAGAAUAUUAAAAUUUCAAAUGGAAGAUGCUAAUAAAGCUAUAAAAACGUUAACGAUGGAAUUAGCUGAAUUACAAAAAAUAGUUACAGAAUCUCGAGCACAAAAGCAUCGAAUGAAUUUUCUUCAAAAUCCAUCACUACCAACACCAUUGAGUACAUAA